Molecule: messenger RNA, 1965 nt
Organism: Caenorhabditis remanei
Lineage: Eukaryota; Metazoa; Nematoda; Chromadorea; Rhabditida; Rhabditidae
Exons: 17
Coding region: 1-1965 (654 amino acids)
Biological process (GO): microtubule-based movement
Cellular component (GO): microtubule; kinesin complex
Molecular function (GO): ATP hydrolysis activity; microtubule binding; ATP binding
Source: RefSeq, a predicted model, not a curated record
AUGACAGAUAUGAAUUAUAAAAAUGAUCUUAUUCAGAGAGUACUACUCGUGGAUCCGGAAAAAUUUGAGAAUAAUAUCCUCAGGCAAAACCGACAGCAUGAAAGGAAAUUUGAGUUUGAUGCAACAUUUGGAGCUGUUUCAAAUCAGGAGGACGUUCAUGAAACCACAACUGGUCCCAUAAUCGAAUCAGUUGUUCAAGGAUACAAUGCAACUGUUUUUGCUUAUGGAGCAACUGGUUCUGGGAAAACGUUUACUAUGAUAGGUACAAAAGAGAGACCCGGAUUGAUGACACUAAUGACAAAAACAUUGUAUGAAAAGCUGGAUAAUCAAUAUCAAGUUUUACUCUCGUACAUGGAAAUCUACAAUGAAAUAAUACGAGAUUUGCUCAAUCCUAGUGGUGGCGACUUGGAACUAUUGGAAGAUGAACGAGGAAAUAUCAGAGUACCUGGCUUGUCAUCUGUGAAAGCUCCGAAUCUCUCACGAAUCAUGCAAAUAUUGCAAGAAGGCAAUCUACGACGCACUCAGGAAGCGACGAUGGCGAAUAAGACAAGCUCAAGAAGUCACGCGUUGCUCCAGGUGAUGAUAGUCAAGAAUCAAGCACUUCACAGCAAACUUUUCAUGAUAGACUUGGCGGGAUCGGAACGUGCUUCAAACACUCAAAAUCGAGGAAUACGUCUGAAGGAAGGAGCCGCCAUAAAUCGUUCUUUGCUGGCACUUGGGAAUGUCAUUAACUCUUUGGCUUCAAAGACUACGAAAUAUGUCAACUAUCGAGAUAGCAAACUAACAAGACUCCUGAAAGAUUCGCUUGGCGGAACUGCAAGGACAUGUAUGAUUGCACACGUGACGCCAUCAAGUUCUAAUUUUGAAGAGACAUAUAACACGCUGAUGUAUGCAUCAAGAGCAAUGAAUAUCACAAAUAAACCCGUUCGUAAUCGACCUGCCUCUGCGGAUCAAGUUUAUGCGGAAGCGAUGAAUGCGAUCAGGAAGGAAAUGGGAUCCCAGAUUAAGAAUUCGUCAUCAAUAACUGGAAUAGCUGCAAGGAAUGGCUUACCUGAAAGAAGCAGCAGUCGAUCUCGUCCAAAGUCCAUCUCACGAAAUAGCAGUCUGACAAGAGCUCCUGCUCCGGUGCCUAUAGAACGUGGGCGAGGAGGCUCACUUUUCACACAGCUCAAGGAGCAAUAUAUGACACUGUCGGAUAAACAGAAAAGAUUGAGAGAAAAAUUGAUGGCAAUUAAUCAAGAAGCCUACGCUCUGGAAAUGUCACUCAUCUCAAAGAAUGCAAUCAUCAAUGCGUGGGAGAAACAUCAUCAAGACAAGACGACUGAAAGUAUAGAACGAUUGAAACAGGAUGGUGAAAUACAACGAGUCCGUCUUGUGGAGCUUUCCGAUCAACGAACUAAAGUGGAGAAGGCUUUGAGAAAAGGAGAGGAAAAUGCGAGUGGGCUGGAAUCCCGGAUGCGAAGCCUGGCAUCCACUAAUGAGCAGCGAGAAGUUGUUAAAUUAAUGGUGAAGAUGGCGGAGAUAGAAGCACAGAAAAUUUCCGCGUUGUCAGAUCUAGCUAUCAAGGGACUCAUUAUGGAUAGAACCGACACGUCGAUUGCCAAACUUCAAAAGUAUGAAAUGGUCGCUGAUAAACUGAUUGACGGAAAAUUAGAUGAUCCCGACCGUAAGAAACUGGAAGAAGAAUAUCGAGUGAUUAAAAACCAAUUCCACUAUCACCUGCUUCCACUGAAAAACAUUCAAACAACGGUCUCGUGGAAUUCAAUGUUACUUCCAAAAAUUAAUAACAAUAACAAUACGAUCAUGAUAGAAGAAAGAUUGAUGACAGCCACGAAAAAGAAAUCCGAAAGCUCAUUACCACUUAUUGCCAAUGGAAGAGAAAAAUAUCCUUCCUCUUCUGCAGAUUCUACAACUGAUGAUGAUCGACUCAACUCUCCGGUUACUGAACGUUUGCCAAACAUUUGA